This is a messenger RNA of Melanotaenia boesemani (Boeseman's rainbowfish), 2232 nucleotides long. RefSeq names its product LIM domain only 2 (rhombotin-like 1) (gene lmo2). Gene Ontology annotation, cellular component: nucleus. The coding region runs from base 904 to 1386 and encodes 160 amino acids. NCBI's taxonomy places the organism in Eukaryota, Metazoa, Chordata, Actinopteri, Atheriniformes, Melanotaeniidae. Gene Ontology annotation, biological process: positive regulation of transcription by RNA polymerase II. The record is from RefSeq and is a predicted model, not a curated record. The transcript has 3 exons. Gene Ontology annotation, molecular function: DNA-binding transcription factor binding; transcription coactivator activity.
AAAACUAUUGAUUAUGUUAGUAGAGAUAAUUUAAAUUAAGCCUAUUCUGACAAGUUUCGGUUUUCUUGUAAUCAGAUGGAUUAGUAAUUACAAAAAUGACCAUGUAAACCACAGGUUAGUAAAUAAAACAAUCUAACUUAAACUGUUUACAAUUUAGGCUUUAAAUGAUUCCAAAACCUCACUAAACAACUAGUAUGGGAGCUAAUGAGACUGCUAUGUAAUUAUCAGAGAAAACAAACGAGUCUCGUACAAAUUAUAUCAAGCCAGAGUUUUAUCUUUUGUUCUAUCAGCACUUCGGCGAAGCAAAGCAUGUAAUGAACUCAUUAGUCUCAGUCACGACCCAACUCCACGCCUGACAGAGCAGCCUGGGCAGGUUUUUAGCUGUCGCUUUAAGACCGAUUUCCCUCCAUUGUCAAGCAGUCGUGAACAGGAAGAGGGAAACGAAAGCAGAGACAGAGGGGGGGCAAACGUAUUUAAACACGAUGCUGCAGCCGACGCAUAAUAACUGUGCUCGCAGCUUCGUGUAGAGGCGCGAGUCAGCAGGAGAUUCAUGCGCGUGACCCUCUCUGGUUGUUAGUGUCUUUAAUUAUCAACCGCCGCAGGACUUGAAAGGCAUAGAGGGGUCACCACUGGGUUAUUGCCUCGGGAAAUGAUGAUGAGAGUGUCCUUCAUCACUGAGCUGGUUAUAGGGAACAUUUCUAGCAUUUUACGGCCUUUUCAACCGGACGCACUGGACUUUGUCUUUUUUCGAUUUAACAGAAAAAUCGUCCUGAAACGUACGGUAACCGCCGUCUUUAAAGGGUUGUAGCAGGUGCAAGGCGCCUGCAGUCAGCUUCCCAGGUGGCUGCUGAACCUCUGGCUGUGGAAACCUCAUCUGGAUCUGAUCACGCUGGUAUCUUAAGAAUGGCAUCUACUAUAGAGAGGAAAACACUUGAGGCCAAUGAGGAACCAGUGGAUGAGGUCCUCCAAAUGCCACCAUCCCUGCUGACAUGUGGUGGUUGUCAGCAGAGCAUCGGUGACAGAUUCUUCCUCAAGGCCAUUGAGCAGUACUGGCACGAGGACUGCCUGAGCUGUGACCUGUGUGGCUGUCGGCUAGGGGAGGUUGGCCGGCGUCUCUACUACAAGCUGGGAAGAAAGUUAUGCCGGCGAGAUUAUCUUAGGCUUUUUGGUCAGGACGGUCUCUGUGCUUCCUGUGAAAAGAGGAUCAGAGCAUUUGAGAUGACGAUGCGUGUGCGGGACAAAGUUUACCAUCUCGAAUGCUUCAAAUGUGCUGCCUGCCAGAAGCACUUCUGUGUGGGUGAUCGUUACCUUCUCAUCAACUCAGACAUUGUGUGUGAGCAGGACAUCUUUGAGUGGACCAAGCUCAAUAAUAACAGUAUGGUUUAGGAGGAUAUUUUCUCACUUGUGAUGCAGCAGACUUGUCUUAUGGGCUUUGAGGGGAAUUAACCACUGAUGAACUGAGAUUUUGUAGCCCAUGUGGGAUUUUUCAUACAGUUAAUAUGGAAACAUUUAAUAUAAAAAAAGAGAUGCUAAAUCUCUGCAUGCCUUCUUGUUGCAGACUGAUGCCAACAGAACCAGCAAUAAUAGAGCUUUUCAUCUGAAGCUCCAUUCUGAAAAGCAAAAAAAAAACAACAAAACAAAACAAAAAUGCUUAAAUGCUGAACAUGUUUAAACAUGCAACUUGAGUAAUUUGUUAUACAAUGGAAUUUUUAAAUUUUACUACACCAAAAACAACAUUUUGUAGUCUGGUUUCUGUCAAGUUUUUUGCUAUUCAAAUGUUCCAUCACUUCUCUCUUAUAAUGUGAAAUUUUGUUUUAUGGAUUUGUUAUUUCUUCAUCAAUUUGUUGAAUUCAUUAUGAGAUAAAUGUGAAUUCUAUUGAAAUUAGUCAAAUUUAAGCUUCUUAUUCAUAUAUAUAUAUAUAUAUACUACCGUUCAAAAGUUUGGGGUCACUUCCCUAUUGAAUCCCAUGGCAAAGUGACCCCAAACUUUUGAACGGUAGUGUAUAUAUUACAUUUUAAGGAUUUCAUAUAUUAGGUGGAAUAAAGAACCCAGAUAAAGAAGUUCUGAUCAUGAUUGCCCUCUAGUGGCAGACCGAACACAUGCAAUACUCAUUUGAAUGACUGGGCAAGUUCCUAGUGAACCUUUUGUAUUUUCAGCUUGGAACAUGUAUCCAUGAUUAUCUUUUUGCAAUACUGCUCAAUAUAUUUAAUAAAUGACAGCAUAGAGAAACA